Molecule: messenger RNA, 4521 nt
Organism: Cercopithifilaria johnstoni
Lineage: Eukaryota; Metazoa; Nematoda; Chromadorea; Rhabditida; Onchocercidae
Source: the annotation of a GenBank genome assembly
AUGACAACCGACAACAAUUCAGAAGAAAUUCGUUAUGUGAUAAUUGAUGAAAAUCCGGAAAAUGGAACAUCCGACAGCUUUUCAUUUACAGUAUCCGGAUCGGCAGUCUAUCAUCAAAAUUUGUUAUCACCACAACAACAUCAUUCUCACCUUCAGCAACAGCAACAACAAAUGCUUAAAUACGAUUGUGCCCUUCAAAAUGAAUCGUCAGCUUCAACAUGGGUGGAUAAUUCAUUCAGUAUGCCCGUUUCGAAUAAUACACACUAUUUGGCACGAUGUAGCGUUUGUGAUGCUCUUUUCGAUCUGGAGGAAUAUCUGAACCAUACUAAAAAUUGUCGAUUAGAAAAGUGUUAUAAAUGUGAGGUAUGCGGUAAAGAAUAUAACAAGGAGCAUAAUUUAAAGCUACACCACCUUGGACAGCAUGAUAAAGCAGUGGUUGAAAAUGAUAAGUAUGUAUGUUCCUUCUGUCCAAAAAAGUAUGCUAGAUUAGCUGCCUAUUAUGCUCAUCUUCAAAUCCAUGGCCUAAACGAUUCGCUCAUAUGUACAUUUUGUAAAGAAGAAUUUGAUUUUCAGGCACUUUUGAACAAACACUUACGUCUGCAACAUUGCUAUCCUCGCCUGGGAGAUAUUGCUACUGUUGAAAUAUGCAAGAAAUGUGGUAUUGCUAUCUUCAGCAAAGAAGCAAUGGAUGAACACAAACAGAUACAUCGGAAAAUAAAUAAGACAAUGAAAAGAAAUAAACGGAAACGUGAAUCUGAUCCUGGUGAUAGAACUCAUAAAUGUGAAGCAUGUGGCAAAACUUUUAAAAAGAAGUUUGAAUUGAUGCGACAUUAUGUUGUCCAUACAAAAGAACGUCGUUUUGUUUGUGAAAUUUGUGGAAAGCGGUUCUCCCAAAAAGCUUCGCUGGGACAGCAUACGCUGACUCAUAACGCAUCUACUGCACAAACUCAUAAAUGUUCGCUUUGUGAUGCAACCUUCUCACAAGCUGGGAAUUUGCGUCGUCAUGUUAAACUUUUACAUCCUCCAGAUGUCACAUCACGUCCAGUUUUUCGAUGUCUCAAAUGUACUUGUGUAUUCAAUUCAUUGCAGCCAUUACAAGUGCAUGCUCGAAAACGGCAUCCAGAGCAAGUAGCUUCGAAAAAUUCUACGAUCGCUGAAGAAGGAACUGCUAGUCCACAGAAACAAAACAAAGGACGUAAAUUUUGUUGCUGUUUGUGUAGGAAAGCUUUCGGCAAAACAUCCGAUUUGGUUCGACAUUAUCGAGUACAUAGUGGUGAACGACCAUUUUCAUGUAAUCGAUGUGGCCGAGACUUUAAUUUGAAGUCUUCAUUAAAGUUGCAUAUGGAUAGUCAUGUCCGCGCUGACCAUCCUGAUAAUUACUACACAUGUGCAAGGUGUCCUGUCUGCAUGAAACAGUUAGCAUCAGCACCAUCAUUGCGUCGCCACCUCAAAAUCCAUGAAAGACCGUUGGAACAUUGUGGAGUAUGUUCGCAAAUUUUCCUGAGUAAAAAAGCAUUGGAGCAGCAUCAAAUAGCCUGUUUAACAUCAAAUGCUGAAGUUGGUUCGUCUGGAAGUUUACUAGAACUUUUGCCACCCACUGAAAUUGCCUCUGUAAAUACUGAGCCAGAACGGAAACCUUACAAAUGUCGCACAUGUACGGCAUCAUUUUCAACACUUCGCUGUUUGAAGGAGCAUAUUAAUCGACAUACGGGGAUUAAACCGCAUAUAUGCCGAUUAUGCUAUAAGUCAUUUUACUCUUUAGCCCAGUUAAAAUGUCACAGCGCGAUACAUACCAAUAAGCGACCAUUUAAAUGUUUAACUUGCAACCAAUCAUUCAGGCGCCGUUCUCAACUAAAAGCACAUGCAAGCAAACACCCACGGCCCAGCAGCUUGAUGAAUUUUGAAUCUCUAUCAUGGUCACCUGAUAAUUUAUUUACUAAAAGUGUGCAGGUUGAUAAUGCUCACUUUAGUGAAAAUGACCUUACCAACUUCGACUUUUCGUCUUUGGAUGAUGAUUCAAGAGAGUUAAAUAUUGAUAAUUCAGCUGAGACAUCGUAUUUGAGUAGUUGUUUAAUAUCACAGGAUUGCGAUUUAAUAAAUGGUUUGGCAGUUGAAAAAUCUCAAGAGACCCGUUGUCCAGUGUGCUUUUUUAGUUUCAGUUCAGAUGCUACAUUAUCAACUCAUUUGUACAAUAUGACUUCCGAUCCGCUACACAGUCUUCCUAUCCUAUCAUGUAAUCAUUGCUCAAAAACCUUUUCCGGAUGUAUUGGUCUUGCUGAUCAUUUGCAAGCAUUUCAUCGUGCAAAUCAGCAUGAAGAACGAAGUUUUACCUGUGAUGCAAAUUUCUUAUUGAAAGAAGACCAGCGAUCGCAUGUAUGUGAUGUAUGCGAUCGGCGAUUCAAAAAACCAUCAGAUUUGCUGCGGCAUAAGAGAAUCCACACAGGUGAGAAACCCUUUUCAUGUGGAAUAUGUGAACGGUCGUUCCGUGUUAAGUCGACUUUAUAUCAACACUUGAAAAUACACGAGGAUUUGGGUAAUGCCCGUGAAAUGUGUUCACUAUGUAAGCGAUGCUAUUGUUCUCUGUCAGCUUUACGACAGCAUCUGUAUUUAGCUCAUGCGGAGGAGAAAUCUUUCAAAUGUACGGAUGAAAUAUGCAGCGAACGAUUUAAGACUGCCCGUAGCCGCGAUGCACACGUGAGACAAUUCCAUUCGUACGUAGCUGUUGAUGAUAUUGGUGACGUUACGCCUUCGCUUGCCAUCAAUGAGCAAUUUCAAGCAACUGCGUUACAGCUGGCGCCUGAUCCUAAAAAUGCGGGAUUUGUGCAGCCUUCUUUUAAUUCUGCUUUUUCAUGUAUUGUGAGCAAGGACGUCAAUAGUACAGCAACGCAUCUUGUAUUAAAAGUGCAACCACAUCUGAAUCCACAAACUGUAGAAGUGACAGUUAAUGAAAUUUCUGUUAGCGAUGUGAAUGAAAUAAAUAACUGUGGUGCAAUUGUGAUUCCGAUGCAGAUGUUGCGCUCAUUGUCACCGGAUGGUGUAAUGCUUCGAAUCGCUAUUUCUUAUCCAUUCUUGAAUGCUGGUUCAUUUAUUAUUGUCGACUCUCGGCGCAUGUUUACUUUUUUGUCGCGAAAAGAAACGGACACUAUAAUGGUACCGGUGAAUGCAUCCGUUGAACUUACCAAUUUACCAUUAAGUUUAUAUACAAGUGCGGAAGAUUUCGACUCUUUGACGCAACCACCGACAUUCAUCUCGAAUUGUGUCAUUUGUGACGAAAGUUUCUCUAGUCAAGAAGAAAGUGAUGCACAUUUCAGUAGUGAAGAUCAUGAAACAGCUCAGUUUUUUUCGCUUCCUCAAUUAACGCGCCAUUUGGAUGGAGUAACAACAACAGUAAAUAAUGAUCAUUUUCAGUCGUUCAUGACGGGAAUGGAAGUGUGUAAGCUUUGUUUGGAGCAAUUCCAAGAUCGAGAAUGUCUACUCGCACAUAUUCGUCGGGAACAUGAACGAGACAGUAUUGAUUUGCUUGAUCGCAAUGAUUUGAUGAAUUCCGAUAUGGAGUGUUCAAAAAUGUGUUUUAUUCGAUUCAAAAAUUAUGUUGUUUCAAAUACAUCACUACGGAAGUACUGCGAAUUUUAUUCAAAUUACUGUAUAAAUCUAGUUUUUAUGAAAGAUUUCGAAAAGCUACCACUUGUGGGUUUUUCGAUUUGUUCCGGCACCGAAAUCGUUAGAGAAAAAUUGCAUCCCAGUAAUACAGUGGCCUUCAAGAGUUGGGAUUUACCGGAAAUGCCAUUAUGGGCUAAGAAUACGGUGGAAACAGAUGAUUAUCUCCGAAUACUUUUACGAUUCGAAAAGAGACGCUUGGGUGUCUGUUUUCGUCUCAAUUCAUUGCCACCAUCGUGUUGCGUCUAUUUUGAUUACCUUCCCAAUCAUCCUAUGGAAGAAUUGUAUUUGGCACUGGCAAACCGUGAAAUGUUUAAUGAAAAGGGCAUACCUCUUAUUUCAAUUUUAAAUCCUUUUGAAAUGUUUACUUGGAGAGCGCAAAAGAAACAGAAAGCGGUCGACAACAAAAAACGGGAAGCUAAGCCGUUGGUUGAAAUUGCAACGUCUACGUCCAACAAAGCCACAACACCGACAUGUACAUUUUGCUGGGAACGACCCAUCGAUAUGCUUCUAAUGCCGUGCAAUCAUGCAGUAUGUUGUAAAGAUUGCAAGGAUAAUUACAUAAGCUAUCAACGACAACGAAAUAAAGCAAAAAAUAUGUCAAUGGAAGUUGCAUGCCCAGUUUGUCGGGAAAAAAUUGAAAAUAUUGCACAAAUUUGGUUUCCCAAAAUCUACCGUUGUUUGCUGUGUACAAAUAAUUGUGAUACGAUGUCAGCAGUUGCUGGUGGUAAAGGUGGUUGUGGUUGUGUUAUUGGAUGUUAUGAGAAAGCACGGAAAUUAUGUGAUGAUGGUGGUUCUUGUCCUCAUUGUGACAAACAGCUUAUCGAUGUAUUGCAAAUUUUCAUUCAAGGUGAUCGGGAUUGA